Molecule: messenger RNA, 1029 nt
Organism: Mucor velutinosus
Lineage: Eukaryota; Fungi; Mucoromycota; Mucoromycetes; Mucorales; Mucoraceae
Product: Na+/H+ antiporter
Exons: 3
Coding region: 1-1029 (342 amino acids)
Biological process (GO): DNA repair
Cellular component (GO): nucleus
Molecular function (GO): metallopeptidase activity
Source: RefSeq, a predicted model, not a curated record
AUGAACAACGACCCUGUAAAGGAGUAUAAGGCGUUGGUGAGAAAGCCAAGACAUGACGAAGCUCUACAACUGCUGAAACGUUUAGCAUCGCAAGUGAAACCGGUGUUGCUGAAGCAUAAUUGGACUAUCAAGAAUUUGGUCGAGUUCUUUCCCACUAAUCCCAACUUGCUAGGGAUGAAUACCAAUAGAGGAUGGAAGGUCAAUUUGAGAUUGAGACCGCAUUACGAUGAAACGCAGUUUUUGGAGUAUGAAGACAUUCUAGGCACACUGUUGCAUGAAAUGGCACACAUUGUGAGAGGACCCCAUGAUGAACAUUUCUACAAAUUGUUGGAUGAGCUGAAGCAAGAAACAGAGCUGUUGAUGGCAUCUGGUUACAGAGGCGACGGAUUUUUCUCAGAUGGACAUCUGUUGGGAUUCCAAUCUGUGCCCAGAUACAUGAGUAGUGGAAUAGCAGCAAAAGCAGCGGAAAAGCGAUUGCAGACGUCCAAAAUCAUGCUGCCAACUGGAGGCAUUCGAUUAGGCGGCGGAUCAAGCACCAUUAAGCACAUGACACCUGCCCAAGCAGCAGCACGAGCAGCACAAAAACGACAAUUAGAUAAGGUUUGGUGUGGAGGUAGUGUGGUAGAACAAGACAGCAGCAGUGAGGGCGAUGCAUCGUCGGCACCUGUAACUCCACCUGCUGUACCCUCCUCGCCUUCCGAUAAUGUAACACGCAAAAGAAAGCUCAGUUCCAAUAUACCCGCCGAGAUGGAUACACGAUCGAAAAAGCAGAGUCUUGAAACGAGUGUGAUUGAUCUAACAACAACAACAACAACAAUAGAGAAAGACGGAUGGGCUUGUACUACUUGCACUUUUAUCAAUGGCCCCAUUACACUGGCUUGUCAAAUCUGUUUCACGGAACGGCCUCAUGAUGAUGAUGCUACUGUUGUUGACGUUUCAGAUGACUUUUGGUCCUGCCCUCAAUGUACAUUAAAGAAUGAAAAGAAAUGGACAGCAUGUGUAGCUUGUCAGUUUGUUCAAUUACGAUAA